Laetiporus sulphureus 93-53 is the source of this 1260-nucleotide messenger RNA. RefSeq lists its product as uncharacterized. Bases 1 to 1260 code for a protein of 419 amino acids. NCBI's taxonomy places the organism in Eukaryota, Fungi, Basidiomycota, Agaricomycetes, Polyporales, Laetiporaceae. The record is from RefSeq and is a predicted model, not a curated record. The transcript has 2 exons. Gene Ontology annotation, molecular function: protein binding.
AUGGGACGAAAAUUCAAGUCGAACAAGGUCCUGCGGCGCCUUGCGCGUAUGUUCAAGCGCAAGCGUCAUCACUCAAAGCUGAAUGGUCCAGACGACUGUACCCAGCUACAGGCGGGACCAUCCUUCCCCCUGGAGAUCUUCGAGCUCAUCAUCGACUUUGUGUGGCCCGAUCGUCAAGCCUUGUUUGCAUGCUCCCUGACAUGCAAGGCAUGGCUGCACAGGAGUCGACACAAUCUCUUCUACAGUAUUCAGCUACGUCGCCAGGAGCACCUCACUCAAUUGUCGAGUAUGGUGGAGGCAGAACCACGCCUCGGUAGGAUAGUCAGGGAGCUGUUUGUGGUUCCCUAUCACAUGCAAUCGCAGCUCUUCGGGUCAUUUCCCUUCACCCUCGGAGGGCAGCUGCCGAAUGUGAAUCGUCUCCGCAUCGACAUCCGCCGCGACUACUACCCAUACGUACAUCCAGACUUCUUCUGUGCGUUCUCGCGGUUCUCCAGCAUCACCACCCUGGAAAUUCAUCGAAUCCAAUUUCCGACGUUUGGCGAUUACGUCAUGCUUGUUUGCGCACUACCGAGGCUUACCAGUCUUUCGUGUUGGAUGGUGGAUUGGUUGAAGAAGACGUAUGAUCCGGCGUUACUCAAGGAGCACGACGGUCGUCUUCCACUAAAUCAUCUCUCCAUGCGCCAAAUGAAUUGGUCAGCAGAGUUGGCUGACUUCCUACUUGCAAUCGCAUCCAUUGCCGAUCUUCAAAGCCUGUCGACUUACUUCCUUGGAUCGCAGGAGGUCGAGCACGUCAACAGGCUGCUGGAGACGGCGGGAUCAUCCCUUCGGCGGUUCGCAAUAGGCCUUCCGCCAUCAAGCGGUCUGCGAUCGCAAAACAAGCUCAUAUCACCGUGGGAUGGGCACUUGCCUCGCUUGGUGCACAAUACACGGUUGUCGACGCUACAGCUUGACUUUGAUGGCGGAAAUGACUGGGCCAGCGAAUUCCUGCCAUCGAUCUCCUCAUCCUUGAUUUCGGACGUGACCGUCCGUUGGCCCCCGCUCCCGAAACCGCUGAAGCUCAAACAUUAUCACUGCGACAAGAUUGACAUCGCACUGUGUUUACCCCAGUUUAAGAAGCUGGAAAGGGUCGUGUUCCAGGUUGUCGGGAACUUCGAUAUCGCCUUCGCGAGUGCUUGCCGCGUUGAGAUCCUCUCCCGAUUCCCGCUUCUUGCUGCGAGGAAUAUCGUGGAAGUUGAAAUCGUGACGGCGGAUGAUUCAUAG